Messenger RNA from Aspergillus ibericus CBS 121593, 1500 nucleotides. RefSeq names its product Zn(II)2Cys6 transcription factor. NCBI's taxonomy places the organism in Eukaryota, Fungi, Ascomycota, Eurotiomycetes, Eurotiales, Aspergillaceae. The transcript has 2 exons. Gene Ontology annotation, biological process: regulation of DNA-templated transcription. The record is from RefSeq and is a predicted model, not a curated record. The coding region runs from base 1 to 1500 and encodes 499 amino acids. Gene Ontology annotation, molecular function: DNA-binding transcription factor activity, RNA polymerase II-specific; zinc ion binding.
AUGGCACAUAUCCAAUUAACUCUAACCCUAAGACGUAAGAAAGUGAGUGGGAAACGAUCUAGAACGGGGUGUCGAACCUGCCGCAUCCGGCGAAUUAAGUGCGACGAAACCCCAGGGCGAUGUAAGAACUGCAUCGCUGCCAAUUGGCAAUGUGAGGGGCUUGAUACGUACCGGUUGCCCCGAAAAGCCGGCACAGGCCUGUGGGACAUGGGCACCCGCAUAGGCUGGUCCAUGACCGCGGACGAACAUCGAUGCUUCUCGUACUUUCAGCACCACACUGUUGCGAACCUGACCGUUUUUUUCGACUCGCCACUCUGGCAGCAGCUGGUCCUGCAGAUGUCCCGAGCCGACCCGGCUGUGUUCCAUGCGGUAAACAUGUUGAGCGCCGCGCAGCAAGAGUCGGAGGCGCAUGAAAUGCAGCUAUCGGAAGGGGCACACCGUCGCAGUCAAGGGUAUUACUUUUCUCUCCGGGAGGCCACGCGGACCAUGAGACUCCUAAAUGAACGUCACGCCUCCCAGGAUCCCCAGCUGCGUCAAGUGAUUCUCGUAUGCUGUCUGCUCUUCGUAAUAUCCGAGGUGCUCCUGGGACGUUGGGAUUGUGCACUUGCGCAUCUGCGUAGUGGUCUUCGUAUACUAAAAGAGCUCGAGGACCACAACCAGCUUGAGUCAGAGGUUGCACCGGCCUUACUGGCGGUAUUCCGGCGCUUGGAUGUCCAGGCCUCGCUGUAUGGCACCGGUGAUCCCAUCUUGCGUUUGGAGCAGGAGCCGAACUCGUCGUCACAUCUGUUCCAGGCCCCUUCAGGGGGAUUCACUAGCCUGAGCCAGGUACAAGAGGCUCUGGCAAAUGUGAUGGAACAGGGGAUUCCCCUUUUUUCCCGGAGCCUGAUCCUUUCCGAGACCAACUACGAGUCACUCUAUUUGACCCAGGGACGCCUACUUAGGGGCCUCGCCCAGUUUGACGAGCACUUCAAGCUCUUCUACGAGCGACACUAUCACAAGCUGAGCGAAAAAGAGCGCCGGGGCGCAGACAUUGUUAAACGGAACUAUAUUGGCCACACCCUGGCUCUCAAGAUGCUGUUCAUCCAUGGCCCAGUUCCCGAGCAUUUUAUUCCAGAUUUCCUUGCUGUGCUGCAGGCCCAUGAGGACAAGUUCGACCAAUUCCGGAAGCUGUCAGGCAUGGUCAUGGAUCACCUUUUAAUCGCCAAUGUGUACCUGGUGGCCACACGGUGCCCGGACGCAGGGAUUCGCUUGCGGGCGAUCUAUCUCCUGCGAGCCUGGCCGCAUUAUGAGGGGCUGCACAAUUCCGUCGUGGCGGCGAUGAUGGCAUUCCGGGCGCUCCAGAGGGACUUUCCCAAUCAGAAAAUUGCCAACUCGAUCGUGCGGAUGACCAAGAAAGACGAAGGCUUUCUAUUCGACUCGAUCAAGUCCAUGAGGAAUGGCAGUGUCCAGCCCACGAUUCCAAUAGUGAAAUUGUCCGACCUCCUGCAGGGGUGUAUAUGA